This is a messenger RNA of Sinocyclocheilus rhinocerous, 984 nucleotides long. RefSeq names its product gastrula zinc finger protein XlCGF8.2DB-like. The record is from RefSeq and is a predicted model, not a curated record. Bases 1 to 984 code for a protein of 327 amino acids. Gene Ontology annotation, biological process: regulation of transcription by RNA polymerase II. The transcript has a single exon. Gene Ontology annotation, molecular function: DNA-binding transcription factor activity, RNA polymerase II-specific; RNA polymerase II cis-regulatory region sequence-specific DNA binding. Gene Ontology annotation, cellular component: nucleus. NCBI's taxonomy places the organism in Eukaryota, Metazoa, Chordata, Actinopteri, Cypriniformes, Cyprinidae.
AUGAAAGAGAAUGAGAAAGAGACUGAAGACCUGAGUGAAGCAGAGGAGAAACCUCAUCAUAUCAAAUCUUUGAGUCACUCACAGACUGAGAACAUUUUUUCCCUGAAAAGAUCCAAAAAAUCUUUCACUUGCCUUCAGUGUGGGAAGAGUUUCAGACAUAAAGGACACCUUAAUGAUCACAUGAAAAUUCACACUGGAGAGAAACCACACACAUGUGAUCAGUGUGGAAAGAGUUUCAGACAUAAAAGAAACCUUAAUGAUCACAUGAAAAUCCACACUGGAGAAAAGCUGCACACAUGUCAUCAGUGCGGGAAGAGUUUCCCAUACAAACCGAGCCUUAAACUUCACAUGAGAUUUCAUAGUGGAGAGAAGCCUCACACAUGUGAUCAGUGUGGGAAGAGUUUCACACAGAAAGCACACCUUGAUUAUCACAUGAGAAUCCACACUGGAGAAAAGCCACACACGUGUGAUCAGUGCGGGAAGAGUUUUGCACAUGUUAGGUCUUUUAAAUCACAUGUGCUCUCUCAUUCUGGAGAAAGACCAUAUAACUGUGAUCAGUGUGGUAAAAACUUUUCUUGGGCAAAAUCCCUGAAGAACCACCUGAAAGUUCAUUCAGAGGUGAAGCCUCACCUGUGUUCUUUGUGUGGAAAGAGUUUUAGUCAGCUGGGUCUUUUAACACGACACCAGAAAAGACACAGCGGUGUGAAGAAUCAUUUGUGCUUUUAUUGUGGGAAGACCUUUAUUAGAGCUGAUGAAUUGAAACAGCACCAGAGGAUCCACACUGAAGAAAAACCUUACAAGUGUUCACACUGUGACAAGAGCUUCAAUCAGUCAGGAACCUUGAAAGCACACGAGAGAAUCCACACUGGAGAGAAGCUGUAUCACUGCCAUCCAUGUGGGAAGAGAUUCACUCAUUGUAAGUCUCUGCUGUGGAGAGAAGCCGUAUCACUGCCACCCAUGUUGGAAAAGUUUCACUCAUUGUAG